CUGCCAGACGUCAAAGUGGGAGGACGCACGCUCCCUUCUCUCCCUCUAAGUGCAUUUUCUCGGGAACCCUUUACCCUUUAGACCCCAAAAUAAGGGAGGAUAAAGGGAAUAUCUCCAAUAACAAGUACAGGGAGUUGCAAUAGCGUGUGUCGUGUAGUUUCGGAGAUAUUAAGGGUUUUUUGAAAAAUUGUGGGGUUUUUCGAGAAUAUUUUUGGUUUAAAGAGACAAAGAUUGCGUGGAAAUGAGGCUGUGGUGUGUUCUGGUCGCCCUGCAGCUGUGGAAGAGUGCCGCAGGGGUGCAAGGAGAGGGCCAGUGUGUGUGGUAUGGACAGUGUGGCACCAACCCAGACAGUGCCAUGGGCCAGCAGGCAAACUGUCCUUACAAUGGCACUGCAAAAGGCUUGGAUGAACACAGUGCCUCCCUCCUUGCUGCCACGUGCCCAGAGUUGGUGGCGGACCUUGCAUCGAACAGCAGUGGCAGCCUCUUGACCUGCUGUGACGGGGCUCAAAUCACAGCAAUGGUAUCACAGCUUAAGCUCGGCACAGCGCUACUUGAUCGCUGUCCUACCUGUGUGAGGAACUUCCGGCUGACCUUCUGCUACAUGACCUGCAGUCCCAACCAGACACACUUUAUGGCCAUUAAUGAGACCAAGGUGGCCCACGAUACUAACAAGACCGUUAUUACCACUCUUGACACACACCUGACCCUGCGAUUUGCCGAUGAUGUUUACCGCUCCUGCAAAGACGUUUUAAUGCCUUCGUCAAACUCCAAGGCCAUGUCCCUGAUGUGUGGUUCCUGGGGUGCCCUUUACUGCUCGGGGCCACGGAUGUUUGACUUUAUGGGGGCCAACCCUCUGGCGCCCUUCAAAGUCGACUAUUACUUCAGUGAGGGAAAUGCAUCAGUGUUUCAGCCUCUUGAUUUGAAGGUCCUAGGGUGUGAUGAGCCUGCUUCGAACACCUCCCAAGCCUGCAGCUGUCUGGAUUGCCCCGCUGCCUGCCGGCCUACUCCUCUGCCUCCUCCCCCCUCCCCCUUCACUCUAAUGGGUCUGGAUGGGUUGGCAGUGAUAAUGGGCAUCAUUUUCUUACUACUGUCAUCAACGUUUCUCACUGUCUACCUCUGUGUGACCCUCAGAACCAGAUCCAUUGAAAUCAGCAGCGGGCCACACAGCAAGGCAUGGGGGGAGGAACCUGGCUGCCUGGAACGUGCUGGUGCCUGGAUGGACAGCUCCCUGGAAACCUUCUUCACUGCGUGGGGAACUGCCUGCGCAAACCACCCCUGGAAAGUAUUGCUGGGGGGUGCGGUGGUGACAGUCGGGCUAUCCUGCGGCAUCCUACACCUUCAAGUGACCACCGAUCCUGUCCAGCUGUGGGCCGCCCCUAACUCAAGAUCGCGUGUUGAGAAAGACUUCUUUGAUUCAUCGUUUGAGCCGUUCUACCGCACCGAGAUGCUUAUCAUUCGGCCAGUGGGUGUGGCAAAGGUCCCCCAUGUGACGCCCAAUGGUGAGGAGCUGUGGGGCCCGGUGUUCAACAAGACUUUCCUGAAGGAGGUGCUCAAGUUACAGAAUUAUAUCACUCAGGAGCUGUCCGCCAAUGUGUCAGGAGAGGCCUCAGUGCACCUCAAGGACAUCUGCUUCUCCCCACUGGCUCCACAGAACACAGAUUGCACCAUACAAAGCGUUCUCAAUUAUUUCCAAAAUGACGCUGAUAAUUUAGACUUGACGGAUGUGGACCAACAUAAUUUGACGGUUAAUUAUCUCAACCACCUGGAUUCCUGCUUCAGGAACCCACUAUCUACCGAGGACGAGGCACUGUACCUGCCGUGCCUGGGGUCGUAUGGGGGUCCGGUGUUCCCCUACACAGCCCUGGGGGGGUUCCUGGAGGGCCACCAGGAGCUCGGCGAGGACCCAAAGUAUAAAAACGCAACAGCCCUGGUUAUUUCCUUCAUCGUCAAUAAUAAUUACGACAAGGACAAGACGCGGAUGGCCAUGGCGUGGGAGAAAGAAUUCCUGGCGUACAUGAAGAAUUUUACGCACCCGAUGAUGGACAUAGCUUUCACUGCGGAGAGAGGCAUUCAGGACGAGCUGGAGAGAGAGAGCGAGGGGGACAUCCUCACCAUCCUCAUAUCCUAUUGUGUCAUGUUUGCCUAUAUAGCACUCGCUCUGGGCGACUUCUCAAACUGUCGUCAUCUGCUGAUCAACUCCAAGAUAACGCUGGGGCUGGCUGGGGUGCUGAUUGUGCUGGUAUCAGUGUCAUCAUCAGUCGGAGUGUAUGGCUACGUUGGGGUGCCAGCCACUCUUAUUAUUAUUGAGGUGAUCCCGUUCCUGGUGCUGGCGGUGGGCGUAGACAACAUGUUUAUCCUAGUGCAGACGUAUCAGCGGGAGGCUCGACGGCCCACAGAGACCAGGCCGGACCACAUCGGGAGAGUGGUCGGCCAGGUCGCUCCCACAAUCCUCCUGGCGUCUGCUUCUGAGGCUGCUUGUUUCUUUCUUGGUGCCCUCUCUGGAAUGCCGGCUGUCCACGCCUUUGCCCUGUACGCCGGCCUGGCCCUCACCAUUGACUUUGUGCUCCAGCUGACCUGCUUUGUGGCACUCAUGGCCCUCGACGCAAGGAGACAAGAGGAAGGCCGCUGGGAGGUGUUAUGCUGCAUCAAGGGCUCGGACAAGGACACAAGCGUCAAGGAGGGACUUCUACCAGAGUUUAUCCAAAGAAUUUACGCUCCCUGCCUUCUGUCACAGUGGGUGAGGCCUAUUGUAGUGGUGCUGUUUGGUGCCUGGCUGUGUUGCAGUGUGGCUGUGGUUCCCAAGCUCUCUAUUGGCCUGGAUCAACAGCUCUCAAUGCCCGAUGACUCCUAUCUGCAGAAAUAUUUUACGUACCUUGGGGAGUACUUGAGUGUGGGUCCUCCGGUAUAUUUUGUCCUCCGAGGUGGCGUCAACUUUAGCAGCGUGUCGGAACAAAACAAGAUCUGCGGUACUGUGGAUUGUAAUACCGACAGCCUCGCCACUCAAAUUUACAUGGCGUCACUGCUUGCUAAUAGGACCUACGUAGCCCAGCCAGCGUCGUCGUGGCUGGAUGACUACAUGGACUGGUCCCUCUACAACAUGGGGUCCCAGUCUGCCUGCUGCCGGACCUACCCAAAUGGAUCCUUCUGUCCCUCCUCCGACACCUCCUCACACUGCCUCACCUGCAAUGUUACUAAGCUGCCGGAUGGACAGCGGCCAAACCCUUCGUCCUUCUUAGAGUACCUUGAGUUUUUCUUGGCCGACAUCCCCUCCAUCACGUGUCCUAAGGGUGGCCACGCUGCGUACGGCCAGGCUCUCAAACUCACACAUGGCCAACGGAACCAGACAACUGGCGUGGCUGCAAGUUACUUCAUGACGUACCACACCAUACUUAAGACAUCACAGGAUUACUACGAGGCGCUCCGUUGGGCCAGAAAGGUGUCUGCCAACAUCACCAACACCAUCAACGCAGGGAGUCAACACCAAAACUACACUGUCUUUCCCCACAGUGUGUUUUACGUGUUCUAUGAGCAGUACCUGACCAUGUGGAGUGACGUGCUGACCUCCUUGGGUGUGUCGCUGGUCACUGUCUUCCUGGUCAGUGUUCUCCUCUCUGGCCUGGAAGUGCUGUCCUCGCUGGUUGUGAUGACCACCAUUGUUAUGAUCCUGAUCAACCUGGGCGGCCUCAUGUACUGGUGGGGCGUGUCUCUCAAUGCUGUGUCUCUUGUUAAUUUGGUUAUGGCAGUGGGCAUAUCAGUGGAAUUCUGCAGCCACAUCACACAUGCCUUCUCUCUCUCACUGGAGGACACGAGACUACUGAGGGCCAAGGAUGCACUUACCAAUAUGGGCAGCUCGGUUCUCUCCGGCAUCACCCUCACCAAGUUCGGAGGAAUCUUUGUAUUGGCGUUUGCAAAGUCAAAGAUCUUCAAGGUGUUUUAUUUCCGUAUGUACCUCGGCAUUGUGGUGUUUGGCGCGGCACACGGCCUCAUCCUGCUCCCCGUCCUCCUUAGCUUCAUUGGGCCACAGUCAAACAGAUGCCGUAAAAUCAAACAACAGUGGAACCAUCUUGCCGAGAGUUUCCACGGGUCCAUGAACUUAGAAGACGAUGUUCCAGAGACUAAUGGACCGGCCCCCUCUCCGCUGCCCCCCCAGGUCCACCCGUCCCCCCCAGACCCCCUCGACACACAAGUUAUAAGGCCAGACAUCCACACGAGCUAUGAGGGUGUUGAUAAUUUUGGAGUCACAGUCUGAGGUGUGUGUGUGUGUGUGUGUCUGUGUGUGUGUGUGUGUGUUGUUAUUGUUAUUGUUAUUCUGUCUAUUUAUCUUUUGUCUGUCUGUCUGUCUGUCUGUCUGUCUGUAGUAGUAGUA
Portunus trituberculatus (swimming crab) is the source of this 4366-nucleotide messenger RNA. It is a transcript of the gene Npc1a, whose product is annotated as NPC intracellular cholesterol transporter 1-like. NCBI's taxonomy places the organism in Eukaryota, Metazoa, Arthropoda, Malacostraca, Decapoda, Portunidae. Gene Ontology annotation, cellular component: membrane. The record is from RefSeq and is a predicted model, not a curated record. Gene Ontology annotation, molecular function: lipid carrier activity.